AUGGUGGAGCACAAACAAUUGCUGACCUCUGGGGCGACCGAGGCAGUUACUGCCGCUGUCUUUACACAGAGUGUACCCGGACCUGGAGGUUUGCUCGAGACCGAUGAGAACAUGCUGUCUGUAUUCAAGGAUCGGACACCUUCCCACGAAGGAUCUGCUGGUGCCCCUGACUCCUCUUGCCAUGAGACACCACCCUCAGCAGAUAAAGACGCGGCAUCAACUCAGCUAUCAAAAGAUGCGGCUCACCAGCCGCCGGUAGCAGAACCAGGAGAAGCAGCAACGAAGAAUGAGAGUGAGGAGGUUCAAAACGAGGAGCUGAGGCCUUCGGCAGAUUACUCGCUUGUGGCUAAUGGAUUGGUGGACAUGGCCUACGAGGCCUUUGAGGCGGCACGUCCUGUCGAGGAGCUGCCACCUCCUGCAGUGGGCGAGUGGGUGGAAAGCAAAGCGGCUCACCAGGACGCUCAGAUAUUUAGGGCGAAAGUAGUUGAGCGAUUCAGACACCCUGAGCACCGUUGGGUCUUCCGGCUCCGGUCACCUGAAAUGGCUUCUUGUUACGUCGAGCCUCUGAAGCGGAAGGCUCGCCGCCUAAGCCAGGGCAGACGUAGUGUUGGCCGAUCCCCUGGAGCACAGCGCCAGCAACCCGUAAGUCUGGCGGCUUGGGCCCAGUGUGGAGGCACACACAGCGAAGCGGCUCGACGAAAGUCAGCCCCAAGCCACUCUCAAGGUCCAGGGGGCCCCCGUGGGGCCCCCGUGCCUGCUGGAGGAGAGCACUCCAACAAGCACCCAGUUACAUCUUCAGCUGCUGCCUGCUCCGCCAUGCAGCCGCUGGAGAGGCCCGUAGCGGCCCCCACCGCCGUUGGUGGUCUUCCCGCUCAGCAAACAGGACAGCUCGAAGCACAGCAGGAACCUCAGCAGGGGGGAGUAGUGGAGCUUCCUUCUUCAGGCGUAUUACCGGCUUUAACAUUGCAGCAAGAGGGCAGGAAACGGCGGUCUUUGCCCGCGUAUAACCACUUUUCAAAACUCCUUGCUCGGUGCAACUUGGCCCCCCACAAAACAGCUGCUGGCGCCGUUCCCUUACCUGCUGCAUCUGCUACAGUAGAGCCUGCUUUCCCAGCCUCUACUGUCAGCCCGGUCGGUGCUUCUCCUUGCGCGGCUGCUGCGCUGGCAGUUGCUCCAGCUGCUCCUCCCGAUGGGGCAGUGCGCUCUAAGACUGAGGUGGUGGCUACGGAUCCCCCAGAAGCCGCAGCAGCCGUUACCACGAACGAGGCUACCGCUGCAACAGGCGCAUUGGCGGAAGCAUCAGACGUUUCUGAGGAUUCCCAGCGGGAGGCUAUGUGCUCAGCUGCGAAAGUAGAGGAACCCGUGGACGAGGAAGCUGCCAAGUCCGUUAUUGAACCGGCACCAGAGGCGUCAAGUGCAGAAGCAAGCUCAGCAGACAGCGAUGCAUGCCGUCCCAGUUGCCCCACAGCCCCGCCUAGUGAGCAGACUUAA
This is a messenger RNA of Cyclospora cayetanensis, 1491 nucleotides long. RefSeq lists its product as uncharacterized. The record is from RefSeq and is a predicted model, not a curated record. Bases 1 to 1491 code for a protein of 496 amino acids. Lineage: Eukaryota; Apicomplexa; Conoidasida; Eucoccidiorida; Eimeriidae. The transcript has 5 exons.